AUGCAGUCCCGGUUUAUUUCUCCCGUAUAUGGUCUCGAAGUUGCGGUUGCAGGAUGCGGAGAGUUCCAGGGAAUUGAGGGCAGAAUCAACACAUACAUCCGUCGGCGCUAUGGAGAUGAUGCGAUCGCUUUCAGUCACACCGUCAUGGAUGGCGAGGUGUAUAGUGUUGUUCUCAAAGACUGGCCUACCACAUCGCGACUUCUCUCUGACCCCUUUGAACUUCUGUCUGAUGCAUCCAUUCCUCGCUUCAUAACAAUCUCACAGCCAAUCCUUCUUUACCUCCUCAAUAGCGCAGGCGUGCCCACUAAUCCUUCCUACCUUCAAUGCUCCUCUUCGGCAACAUCCACUGAUCAGCGCUACUUUCAGGCUCAAAUCGAUGCGCUGCGACAACAAGGCGUCGAAACUGUUCACACGUUCUCACAGGUGCUCUCCGAGCAGCACGACAUCAUCUCCAAGCUGCGCUCUCAGAAUCAGCAUGUUCUUUCUGCAGUGUCCAUGGUCGCAUCCUCGGUACACCUGUCGAGUCAAUUGUCUUCUCUCGAUAAUGGCCUGGGCCGAAUGGAAGACAGGCGCGAGCGACUUCAUGACAAUAUGGCCUCCGCUACCACUCCCGAGGCUUGUUGCGCCAUCCAAUCGCGCCUAGAUCAUAUCGAUGAUGACAUCCAUCAAUACGAGCAUCAGGUUAUUGCACAGCGGCGGUCCUUGCAAGCGGUCUCCCUUCAUGUUGACACGACACUGCAACUUCCCCCGACACCAGCUGCAGAGCCAACACUGAUGCCCAUGGAGCACCCUCGCCCAGCCCCAGAGCCUGGUGAGGAGGACCGAUAUCAUGCCCGGCAGCGCACUUCGACAACUGAACAGCCACCUGAAUCUAAUGAGAUGGAAACAGAAUUGCUAGCGGCUGUGACUAAUACUAUUUCUGUGCGGCAGCCUCAUGUCUGGGUAUUGAAUGAAAUCAAGUCUUCCCAAUCCCACGCCUCGCGAGUGCGCAUCCACGGAUACAGUACGUAUGAAGAACCUGGUAUCCCCAUACCCGGUACACAUUCAGGAAAAUGGGGAGUCAUUGUCGGUGUAAAACGCACCAUCCAUGCACAACGCCUGCCCACUCCACCCUCCCUUCGUGGCCGAGCGGUGAUCCUUGACCUUAUUCUACCUACUACCACCGGUCGAGGAUUCUUCCACCGCUUCAUUGGGCUCUAUGCACCUUGGGACCCAGGGAAUAAUGACAAUGACCUCUCCUCCUUCUGGACUUCGAUAUCCACCCUAUGUCGAGAUGCUCCAUACUCAUGGUGUAUUAUGGGAGACUGCAAUGCCUCGCUAACUGCACAGGAAACUCUCUCUCCAUCUCCAAUCCUUCCCCCCUCUCGACUCUUCUAUACAACAUUUCUCCACGAUGUCCAUGCAAUCGACCUGUGGUCUCUACAAGGUGAUGCAGAUGCUCACUCUAUGUACACCUUCAAGAACCACCUUGGCCAAUCAAUCAUUGACCGAGUUGCCCAUUCAACACAAGGAUUUCUCAAUGGCUCCGUCGCGACUAUGAACACCUUCAUCCCUGCUACGGAUCAUCGCCCAAUUACUGCAUCAAUGGUUCUGACUCCUCCCCUUAUGCAUGCAGCAUCACUGCACCUUCCCGACUCACUACCACCACCCGAUGUCCCUCCCAGGCAUUACUAUCCUCGGCGCCACGAGAAACACCACUUCCGCACUUAUGCUGACAAUGUUGAGCAGCUAGUCCAUGCUGAACACCUUGAUGACCACGACAUCUCCGAUGAUGACUCCUUUCAAUUCUGCUAUGAUGCACUGACCCGAAUUUUCCAUUCCGCAGCUGAUGAUGCUUUUGAACUACCUUGUACCCGAAUGCAACAUGUGCACCCCUUAUCCAGUCCUAGCUUGCGCCAACUUGUAACUGAGAUUUGCUGCAUCAAUUGCCUCAUCUCCGCUGAACGUCAAGCACGAAUUUCGUUACUCGCUGCAUGCGCUCCCUGGGCCUCUACCUACCUCUGCGCUUUCUCCUUCACCCAACACUCCGACGCCCCAACUUGUCAUUCACUACUGGCAUUCCUCACCUCCAUACGGCACACACUGAAUAAGCUCAGAUACCGUGAAGAACACAAGGAACUUCAACGUCGUGCCACCCAAACAGCGAAGCGGCAGAUCAAUAGCGUCCUCCUAGGUGGAUCAUCGAAGAAGCUCUAUCAAACGGCUCAUGACACCUCUGGUCCCCCUCUCGCUGUGACACCAGAUGAUGACCCAGACUCUUUCAUCACGGCACCAGAUGCGGUAAAGAUGCACACACAAGCUUACUUUAAUGCUCUUUUUUCCCGACAGCAACGACCACCAAUGGCCAAACCAUGGCUUGACACUCCAUCCGUGACAGAUAUUCGGCAGACCACUGCAGCUGAUCCAUUCCACUGGCCACAGACUAUGUCUCUCAAUGAUCUCCGCCUCCUCCUCCACCGUGGCAAGCCUCGCCCAGCUCCUGGACCUGACGGGUGGGAGAAGUGGUGUGUAAAAGCACUUCACGACUCGUCUCUCCGCCUCGUCCUCAACCUCUUGAACUAUGAAAUUUCACAAUCUCAUAUUCCUAACAUUGUCAAACCAUGCACGCUCUCCAUGCUGUUCAAGAAUGGACCACGCACAUGCCUCUCCAACUAUCGCGGUGUCUGCUGCAACAACUUCCUGCUCAACACUCCUUUUGCAUGGCUCAAUCUCCGACUCGUGCCAUACCUAGUGCAACACCGCAUCCUCCCAGAAGGACAAGUUGCCACUCAGCCCGGCACUCAAGGACGCGACCUUACCUCCUUCCUCUCCCAAUUGGAAUGUUGGUCCAAUCGCACACGCACUCCCCUCUAUAUUUUACGUCGUGAUCAACAAAAGGGAUUUGACCACCUGGAACCACAAGGAUUUUACGAUGCUGUCACUGCAUACGGUCUUCCAUCUUCACUUGUCCAAUUUGACAUUUCGGCACAGUCUGACGUUCCCUAUCGUAUCAAGACUGCAUUCGGCCUUACAGAACCGAUUGUUAUUUCCGGAGUAACCAAACAAGGCGGUCCUGUCUCAUCGCUCAAAUCUACCCUCACGACAAGCCUUGGCAACCACUGGCUACAGGACACCCUGCUUCAACACCACGAUGGCAUUAUUGUCUCCUCCACACAGCAUCGUGUGAACAGACCGCACAUUCCCGACAAUCGCCUCACACUGCGCAUCGCCAUGGUGGAAGCAACAGAUGACUCCGCCAUCAUUGCAACCUCUCAAAAUUCCCUUCAACGCUCCUGUCUCAUGAUGGAGCGAUUUCAGGUUGUAUACGGUUGGCUAACCAACUGGCUAAAGUCUCUUCUCUUCCUUCUCAACGUUUUGAAUGCUCCCCCUCUUAUGCGCAUGCCUUCUAUCUCUCCCUUUCAGCCUGACUCCGACCUUGUUAUCUGGCAUGAUGUUCGGGUUGUCACUUCACAUAUUGAUUUCCUCCGUGUCUGCAUAAAUGACCCGCAGCAUCAGUAUGAGAAAAUCCGUGAUAUUAUCCUGACCUUUGACCUACCCAAUCUUUUCCUGCGUCUGCCACUAACCGCCCUCCGGCGUAUCUUUUCACAGUGUCUACUAUCUCGAAUCCGCCCCCACCUCGCCUUCCAACCAAUUUCCCGUCGACAUGCAGCCCAACUCGAUCAUCUUCUUGCCUCAUGCAUACACCAUUACUUCUCGUUUCCCUUUCGCUUCAACUCCCAACUCCUCACUAUCCCCAUUCGCCACCAUGGUUUUGACUUUCCCUCCAUCGCUCGUCUCAAUGACUGUGCAGCCAUUACGGGCCUGCUACGUGACCUCAAUCACCACAACCCCACCUUCCGCAAUAUGGCGCGCAUCACCCUCGCUGACUGGACAUGCACAAUCAACCACUGCCAAUUUUCACUCCACCCACAAUCCCCUCAACGCUCCUUCGCACGUCAGACUCGCAACCUCCCAUCCUCCUGGAUCGUCGCCUACUCCGUACUCUCCGAUCUCAACCUCUCCAUCCAGAUGACAGAUCAAUCACAUCUAUAUUCCGGUGAUGUAUCUCUCCGUCAUUUGCUUAGGCUACUACCCCCUUCCUGUCAUUCACCACGCCCUUCCAUGAUUUCUAACCUCGAACGUGCGGGACUCACACACCUAUGUGAUAUUGCUUCGUGGCCCCUGCUCUCUCUCGAUGCCCUUCCACCCCUUCCACUCACUCUCCGCCCUCAUCACCAUUUGAGCAGCUUACUCCGCUUCACGCCCGCGGCACCUGAAUGGCACGCGAUGUGCGACUGGUUAAUGUCACUAACCCUCCCACAGCUUACGGCGGCACCCUCUCCAAACACCCGUGAUUGGACACUCACCCUACCUCGACCCAUGCGGCAAUCCUUUGCGGAACAUGUCCUCUAUGCCUUCUUCCUCUCAUCAUUCCUCCCCAAAUUCCCCUCCACAUCCAUGUCAUGUGCCUCCGAUGGAUCCAUGGUACCAGCUGCACCGACCUUUCGCCAGCCUCGUUCUGUAACCUUCGCCACUGCCAGCCCUUUUUCCACCACUGUAUGGUCCCUAUUGACCUUCCGUAAUGCAGCCUCCAUCCUCUAUGCCGAAGUCUACGGCCUUGUCGCAGCAUCCCUGCAAGCACACUCUUUUCCACUACCGCCAUCUCCCCCGCUUUACACUGAUCAUCUCAACUCUGUUCGCAUUAUUAAUGACUCCUUAUCCACCUCCUCCCCGCUCCUCCCACAUCACUGGGCAUCGCUUCCAGCCUGCUCCCUUUACCGAUGGCUCAAAACCAUCCUCACUACCUUCCCAUCCUCCUGUACACCAGCAGUAACCUACACAGCUGUGCACACCUCCUCCGACACACCACCGUCUCGUGCCAAUGCGUUCGUUGAUGCUAUUGCUUCACAGUCUCAUGAUCUUCCCUUACCUACUCCUCCUAUUCCCACUUUUUCCAUGGACGACUACACCUUAUUCUCUCCCUAUGACGGAUAUAUUGAAUCCUCUCCCACCACUUAUAUCUCACACGCCCUCGUCACUGCUGUUGUCCAAGACCGCUCGUUCAAACCCCUCCGCAACAUUGUCCUGCCCCUCUACAACUCUCAGCCACCGCUGGACUACCCCUACACAUGCGCGUCAUCAGCCUAUUCCGCACUCGUGCAACUAUAUGCUCGGUGUGGACAGCUUGACACUGCAUCUCUUCGAUCCGCGCGCUUCGGCGAUACAUCAGAGUGGUGUCACUUCGGAUGCCCCGUGCUGGAGACCCCGUAUCACAUAUUCGUGCAGUGCCCUCGCUUCAACCACUUGCGUGCCGAUGCUCACCGCGAUGUCAUUUCGGAGACGUCCAAGCUUCUGACCGGAGCUGAAACCAACCGACAAAUCAUGGAGGUCAUCCUGCACAGCGCUGCAUCACUCUUCGUGGACCACGAAGCUUGGCCGCAAUUCACAUCAUACUACUACCUGGGCAUUGUACCAAAAAUUCCCGCUCUCCAGCCAUCCAGGAAUCCGUCGCACCAACGCCUAUCCGCACAUAUCACGCACACAUGGCAUACCUCCAGCAUACACCUCGCAGGCAGAAUAUGGGGGGAAUACAAACGAUGCAUGUCUACAGCAUGGCGUACGGCCAACUCUGAUGUAUAUACUCCCGCUCAUCUCCCGCUUCACUUAUGCCAUCUUCUACCAACCGAUUAA
Molecule: messenger RNA, 5670 nt
Organism: Sparassis crispa
Lineage: Eukaryota; Fungi; Basidiomycota; Agaricomycetes; Polyporales; Sparassidaceae
Exons: 2
Coding region: 1-5670 (1889 amino acids)
Source: RefSeq, a predicted model, not a curated record